This is a messenger RNA of Sardina pilchardus (European sardine), 3926 nucleotides long. RefSeq names its product ANTXR cell adhesion molecule 1a (gene antxr1a). Bases 382 to 2253 code for a protein of 623 amino acids. Gene Ontology annotation, molecular function: transmembrane signaling receptor activity. Gene Ontology annotation, cellular component: plasma membrane; cell surface. The record is from RefSeq and is a predicted model, not a curated record. NCBI's taxonomy places the organism in Eukaryota, Metazoa, Chordata, Actinopteri, Clupeiformes, Clupeidae. The transcript has 18 exons.
GCAGAAGUUUGUCUCAGGGUCACACAGCUGUUUGAGGAGGAGUGAAUGAGUGCUUAUGUGCAUGCUCUGUGGACACACAGUGACUCGGCUUAACUUGUCAAUAUACUGAAUUAGCUGAUCCAGAUUGGACAUACGGACUGGACUGGGCAGUGGAUAUUUCAGCUGACUGUAAAGCCUUUGGCUGCAACGAGGAAUACUCUUCUGCACCCGAGAGAGAAAGAGGGGGGACAGAGAAAGAGAGCGAGAGAGAGGGAGUGAGAGAAAGAGAGAGAAGGGAGAAGGGAGAAGUUCAGUGGACUUACUUUGUUUGGUUCAGAUGACUCCCUUUUCAUCUCUCUGAUUUUUCAUCUCUCUGCAUUUGCUUUUCUGAGCACCAGGAUCAUGUCUGCAAUUGACAGCAAAGGAAUAUGCAUGGCAUUUCUGCUGGGAUCUCUACUAGUAAUCUCAACAAGUGGGAACACCGGUCAUAAUCAGGACACCGUGCUGACAAGACCAACCUGCUAUGGAGGUUUUGACCUCUACUUUGUUUUGGAUAAGUCUGGCAGUGUGAUGCACCACUGGACUGAGAUCUACCACUUCGUCGAACAUCUGGCGCAUAAAUUCAUAAGCCCACAGCUGCGGAUGUCCUUUAUUGUAUUUUCCACUGAGGGACGGAUCCUGAUGCGUCUCACAGAGGACAGGGAAAAGAUAAGGAAAGGACUGGAGGAGCUUCAGAUGGUCCUGCCAGGGGGAGACACCUUCAUGCACGAGGGCAUUCAAAGGGCCAGUGAGCAGAUUUACUAUGGAAACUCUGAAGGGUACCGUACUGCUAGUGUCAUCAUCGCCCUGACUGAUGGCGAGCUGCAUGAAGACCUCUUCUUCUACGCUGAGCGAGAGGCUAAUCGCUCCCGCAGCCUGGGUGCGUCAGUCUACUGCGUCGGGGUGAAGGACUUCAACGAGACCCAGUUGGCGAAGAUAGCAGACAGCAAGGACCAUGUUUUUCCAGUGAAUGGCGGUUUCGAGGCAUUGCAAGGAGUCAUUGAUUCAAUCCUCAGGAAAUCCUGCAUUGAGAUCCUCGCGGCGGAACCUUCCAGUAUCUGUGCAGGAGAGACAUUCCAGGUGGUGGUCAGAGGGAAUGGAUUCCUCCACGCCCGCAACGUGGAAAAAGUUCUCUGCACUUUCCGCAUCAAUGACACUCUCACAAGGAUGGUGAAGCCUCUUAUUGUUGAAGAUACAUACAUGCUGUGUCCUGCACCAGUGUUGAGAGAGGAGGGAACGCAUGCCUCCUUGUAUGUCAGCAUGAACGAAGGCCUGAGUUUCAUCUCCAGCUCUGUCACCAUUACCACCGUGGGUUGUUCUGAUGGGACCAUCCUGGCCAUCGCUCUGCUCAUCCUCAUGCUGCUGCUGAUCCUGGCUAUGCUGUGGUGGUUCUGGCCUCUCUGCUGCACAGUGAUUAUCCGUGAGCCUCCACCACCAGUAGUCGAAGAUAGCUCGGACGAGGAGGAUGAGGAUGGCAUGCCGAAGAAGAAGUGGCCGACAGUGGACGCCUCCUACUACGGUGGCCGAGGAGUGGGUGGAAUCAAGCGGAUGGAGGUGCGCUGGGGAGAGAAGGGCUCCACGGAGGAGGGUGCCAAGCUGGAGAAGGCCAAGAACGCGCGGGUCAAGAUGCCCGAGCAGGAGUUUGAGCUGCCGCCCACGCGCAUGCUGAACAACGGCAUGAGGAAACCCCACGGCCCGCGCAAGUGGUACUCUCCCAUCAAGGGCAAGCUGGACGCUCUGUGGGUGCUCUUGAGAAAAGGCUACGACCGUGUGUCAGUCAUGAGACCGCAACCAGGAGACAAAGGUCGCUGUAUGAACUUCACUCGGGUCAAGUCCAGCCCUCCGCCCCGCUACCCAGCCUACAGGAACCACUCCACGCCCAUCUACACCCCACCGCGAGAUGGAAGUCCACCACCGCCGCCACUCCAGACCAUGCUGCCCCCUCCGUCCCACAGUCCUCCGGCCUCGCCAUGCUCCACCCUCCCCCCUCUGCCCUCCACCCCUCCUCCGUGCUCAACGCCCUCCCCUCCCACCACCCCGCUUCCCAUCACCCCUCCCCCUUACACCCCUCCACCAACCAGGGCCCUGCCUCCCACCACGCUCUACUUCCCCCCGCCCGUGGCCCCGCCUUCUCCUCCCGCGUCGCCAACCGGAUCGCUGCCUCCGCUCCCACAAGCCCCUCCCCCCUGUAGAGCCCCGCCCCCAGACCGCCCGCCGCCGCGCCCCUCUCCGUAGGAACGGGCCGUUGUGAUUGGCGGGUGCAGAGGCUCUGGCUCUGCCUCCUGGAGCUGAUCCGUGGAGCGCGAGGCGUCGGCAGGACAUUCCCAAACGUGCCCCCCCCGCUCAGACUACUCCAGACGUGUUCAUGUGGCCACGCACUAACCUUUAAAAGGGUGGGUUUUGAACAUUCUAACACAAGAUUCUAUUCCGCAACAAUUCAACGUUCUAAAAUUCUAUGUAGAAUUCAAUGAACCCAGACACUCUUUAGAAUGUUAAUUUUCCAAUAUUCCAAACACACCGGUGUGACGGUACACUCUUAAGGGCUAAUAACACAUCACCUUCCACAUCUCUAUCGGGACAGAAUAACAGAGAAAUACAUCCUAUUCCUCCAAGGCCUCAACCACCAAAAAAACCCCACCACCAUCCACACUGCAAGUCUGCUUCCUUAGGCGACUCUCUCUGCUAAUGACCACACCCAUUCUGCUAUAGUCACAUUGUAGCACCACGCCUCUGAACACAUCCGCAUUUCCGCACAUAAACAAUGAGCUCGGUCAGCUUCACCUGGUUGUCGCCAUGAAGCAUGUGCAAUGGUCAUUCAAUGGUCAAAGAGAUUGAGAGGAUGGACAGCCGUUCACCCGCUCAUCGCCAUCCGCUAAAACGUUCAAAGACUUGAGGUUCUUGAGAAUGAGUACUUAGAGAAGGUGUUUUGAGGUUUACUGUUUGUGGGAUGCACAUGUACAAAUUUGCUUGUAAAAAGGUGGUUUUUGGUGAAAGCUGCAAUGCACAGUGAACUUUCACUUAGGGAUACACUUUUCCACUCUACACAACAGGCUGAAAUUACGAUUUCAUGUAUGUGGAGUUACUUUCUUGCACAAGUCAAUUCUAAAGACCAAAAAGAAAAAAAAGAAAAAAAACUGGAAAAAACUAUUGAAUAUUGUCCAUUGUAGGUCAAAGUAGACCACACUUGUUUUGAAGAGACGUUUUUCUGGUUGUGUCUGACAUUCGUCCGAUUUCCAACCUGAAACUUGGGACACGCUUGUCAGAAAAGAGAAGAAAAUUCAUUCUUACCCAUUCUUGAACUUAAACAAAACACAUGGAAAUGAUGAUAUUACGAUGUCAAUAUUAAAUGACAGCUUGAUGCAAAUUUGGUUCAGCUUGGAUAGGAACAGACUGUUGGGUAAAUAAAGGCAAACAAUUGGAUAAAUAAUCAAAGGAAAGAGAGAAGGCAACAUAGGGGUCUCUUCUAAUAUGGAGGCAGUUUGAUGCAGGGAUGUUGAAGGAUCACUUGAAGACUAUAAUUCAGGUUUAAGCACAUCAUUUGCUCACAGACUAAAUGUAACAAGUGCAUGAGUAAGUGUCCGUUUUUAGCAUUUGUAGAGCAUUUUUUUUAUACAUUUUUUAUAAAUGUGUUUUGUAUAAAUAUAUCUUACUCUUUUUAUGUCUCACCAUUGUUGUUUCACAUUAUUUGUUUUCAUUUGUGUGGUUGAUUAUGUUUUUCUUAACUUCUCCAGUCAAUGAUUGUACAAUUAGUUACACCAAGCAUAUGCAUCGCAUAUGAGUUUGUGUUUGAACAUGCUCUGGGGUACUUGUGCCCCACAAUCAAACAGAUUUCACAAUGUUGGCACACAAUGUCUUGACAUGUUUUGAGACCACGGUGUAGCAGAAUCAAUGUUUAAACCAAUUUUGCC